AUGGCUAAAUCGAAGGCAGCCAAGCGCAAGCGCAAUGCGCAAGUUGACUUGCCCCAGAAGCAAGUCAAACCUUCCACGACACUGACACCGCCUCCUGAUGGGACCGGCAAAGAACCGAUGCAUAUUAAUGCCAUCGUUUCGGACGAAGACCUUGAGGUCACAGUGGAAACACUCACAGCACUGGCGGAACACCCCAAUUUGACCAAGUCCAAGGCAUGCAAGGACCUUCGUGUUGCAGUUUACGAUUUUCGUCAGGCCUGUACCACGGGUGUCAAUAACGCUGAGGGUGCAAAUUUGACUGCUCGAAUCACUGGUGCGUUGGCCGACGGAAAAUACUUGGACGCGAAAAUCUUGCUGGCUGAGAUGAGAAUUCGUGGGGAGCAACCGAAAAUUGGAGCAUUGUGUCGUUGGGUGCGAGACUUGGAUGUUGUCAGCGGUCUCUCCACCAAACCGGGCGAGACGAAUCUCGAGGUGAAGCGUAGUGCAAAAGAUCUCGAGCUUCUGGGUGUACUGGAUGCUAUCUUGCGAGUUAGCACGCCGAUCGACACAAACACACAAGCCGCCCUGACCACGUCUCCAAUCGCAUUUCAAUCUAUCUGGGACCUUCGUCCAUCCACUGCUCCCCUACCAAUUUACGCCUCGGUCCUUGAUCAAUCAAUUCUGGCAGAGGCUCCCAAAUCACCAUCUGCCUUGCGGAUCAUUGAAACCACACCUGGUCCGAUGCGGAAACCUCCCAAUCACCACCCGGCGAUUCUCUACACUACCGAGCCAAAUGCCGUCUCUUUGGCCCCCGUGGGGCCGACUAUUACAUACCAUCCUCAUCCCGUCGUGCCGGGGCUUGGUAUCGCUAUGAAUGUCCUGUCUCCAUCCGAGUGUAAGGCGAUCAUCGCGGCCGGUGAGACUGUAAACUUCAUUCCCGACGCACCUCUUCGCGAGGACGGUGAUGUGAGCAUCUUAGCCCAUAACUUUUACUGGGUUGUGGACACCGCUUUCCAUGAUUUGCUCUGGGCUCGCAUUUCACCAUAUGUGCCCGCCUCGAUUAAUGGUCGGCUGGUCCGAGGCAUCAAUCGUCGCUUCCGAGUGUACAGGUAUGUGCCAGGUGCAGAGUACCGGUGUCACAUCGAUGGAGCCUGGCCACCCUCCGGCAUUCUGCCCGACGACACGUAUGUCUAUGAUUCGUCGCCCGAGGACAACAAGCAGAGCUCCAUGUAUACAUUCUUACUCUAUCUGAACGAUGAGUUUGAGGGCGGAGAAACCACCUUCUUCCUGCCUGCCGCUCGAGAAGGCACGCUUAAUGCCUACCCUGUACGUCCUGUCAUGGGGUCUGUUGCAAUCUUCCCUCAUGGAGAGGCCAAUGGGGCUCUCCUUCACGAGGGAACCGGCGUUCGAAAGGGUGCCAAGUACAUCAUCCGAACCGAUGUGGAAUAUGAUGUUAAGCCGUCUCAGUGA
Molecule: messenger RNA, 1449 nt
Organism: Penicillium oxalicum
Lineage: Eukaryota; Fungi; Ascomycota; Eurotiomycetes; Eurotiales; Aspergillaceae
Product: prolyl hydroxylase family protein
Exons: 2
Coding region: 1-1449 (482 amino acids)
Biological process (GO): peptidyl-proline hydroxylation to 4-hydroxy-L-proline
Cellular component (GO): endoplasmic reticulum
Molecular function (GO): procollagen-proline 4-dioxygenase activity; L-ascorbic acid binding; iron ion binding
Source: RefSeq, a predicted model, not a curated record